Molecule: messenger RNA, 354 nt
Organism: Cetraspora pellucida
Lineage: Eukaryota; Fungi; Glomeromycota; Glomeromycetes; Diversisporales; Gigasporaceae
Source: the annotation of a GenBank genome assembly
AUGGCAUUAAUAAACUUAUCUGAUGAGACCAUAAUUAGUAACAAUAAUAUUAAUUUAAAAUAUGUUUUGAAUAAAAAAUGCCAUAGUGGUGUUAAUACUAAGGCCUUGCAUGAAGACAUUAAAACCUUAUUGUAUGAUGUUAAAGCUUUUUUCAAUAUUAUUAAAAUCUUACCUAAAAACUCUAAAACUCUUUCUAAUGAUAUUGAAGCCUUAUUUGAAAAUGUUGUAGUUUUUCCUAAUGAUAUUCAAGCCUUAUCUGAUAAUAUUAAAAUAUUAUAUAAAAAUGUCAAAGCUAUUACAAUAGAAAAGGGUCAAUCAUUUGAUGAUUUUGAUCUUGUAAAAAAACAUGUGUGA